UGAUUGGCCCAGAUGUGGUCCAGCAGGCCGUGGAUAAGGUGAAACUUAUUCGGGAGAGAUUAUUAGCAGCCCAGAGUCGACAGAAAUCAUAUGCAGAUAAUCGCCGACGACCUUUGGAGUUUCAGAUUGGCGAUUGGGUUUUCCUGAAGGUGUCACCUAUGAAAGGUGUUAUGAGAUUCGGCAAGAAAGGAAAGCUCAGUCCAAGAUAUAUUGGACCUUACCAGAUUGUUCGUACAAUAGGCAAGGUUGCCUAUGAGUUAGAUCUGCCAGCCGAUUUGGGAGCGGUACACCCGGUAUUUCAUGUUUCUAUGCUUCGUAAGUGUAUUGGUGACCCCUCCAGGGUCUUUCCUGUAGAUGAUAUUCAGGUCACAGAGGAGCUAUCUUAUGAGGAGCAGCCUAUAGCCAUAUUGGAUCGUCAGGUAAAAAGGUUGCGGAACAAAGAUAUGAUUUCUGUUAAAGUGCUGUGGCGGAACAAUAACCGAGAGGAAAUGACCUGGGAAGCUGAGGAGCAUAUGAAGAAGAAGUAUCCUCAUUUAUUUUCAGAGCCUGCAGAUCGUGGGCAGCCCGAAUCAUAGUUUGGAUUAGCUUGAGUUUGGAUCAUUUUGGAGAGCGUUUGAGGUAUGUAAAGCAACCUUCC
Molecule: messenger RNA, 637 nt
Organism: Lycium ferocissimum
Lineage: Eukaryota; Viridiplantae; Streptophyta; Magnoliopsida; Solanales; Solanaceae
Exons: 2
Coding region: 159-575 (138 amino acids)
Source: RefSeq, a predicted model, not a curated record